Molecule: messenger RNA, 4787 nt
Organism: Patella vulgata (common limpet)
Lineage: Eukaryota; Metazoa; Mollusca; Gastropoda; Patellidae
Product: sodium/potassium-transporting ATPase subunit beta
Exons: 6
Coding region: 38-1000 (320 amino acids)
Biological process (GO): intracellular sodium ion homeostasis; sodium ion export across plasma membrane; intracellular potassium ion homeostasis
Cellular component (GO): sodium:potassium-exchanging ATPase complex
Molecular function (GO): ATPase activator activity
Source: RefSeq, a predicted model, not a curated record
GACACCUUACCUGUGACUCAAACGUCGAACAUCCAAAAUGGCGUCGUCGUACAGGGGGACAUCGCUUUCUGCAUCAACGUACUUUACAGACUACGCAAGUACCAUUGGUACUGCUAUAGAGAGACCAACGUUAAAGACUCGUAUGCAAGAUUUCAAGGAAUUUCUAUCGUCAACAAAUGAUCAAGGACAGUUUCUUAUUUUCGGUAAAAAUGCAUUGGAUUUGUUUCUACAUAUUUUGUACAUAUUGGUUAUGUGGGUGAUAUUGGCACUAGUUUUGGUAGGGUUUAUGGCUGUAUUUUAUGUGGUUAUUGACUGGAAUUAUCCAACAUUACAGGGACCAGACAGCAUCUUACAAACACCUGGUUUAUCUUUCCGUCCUCAACCAGAUUCUAUGUCGACAGUUAUUAGAUUUGUAAAAGGGGACGCCACGACAUAUGCAAAUUAUCUAGAUCAUACAGAGGCAUAUUUAAGAUAUUACGAAAAUGAAAACCAGCAAGGCGAGAAUUACAUAGAUUGUAGUUCAAUUAGAGAGCGACGAAAGGAAAAUUUUAAUAAAGUUUGUCGUUUUGAUGUUACUUCACUUGGUUCUGAUUGUGUUAAGCAACAGAAUUUUGGUUUUGAUGAUGGUCAACCAUGUAUUUUAUUAAAACUAAAUAAGAUUUUUAACUGGAUACCAGAAGAAUAUACUAAUGAAACCAUUCCAUCUGCAAUCGGAGGUAGUUGGUCACAGUGGAGUAUAACAGUUAAUUGUGAAGGAGAGAAUGCUGCUGACAAAGAAAAUAUAGGCCAGUUGUUUUAUUUCCCAGCAGAAGGCUUCCAUUUCAAAUAUUUCCCAUAUUUAAAUCAGCAGGGUUAUAGGUCACCACUGGUAUUUGUAAGAUUUGAUGAGCCUCGCCCUGGAACCCUUAUCAUGGUAACCUGUAAAGCCUAUGCUAAAAAUAUAGUACAUAAUACAAUCGCUUUAGCAGGGCAAGUCCAUUUUGAACUUUUGGUUGAUUAAGUUAUUUUGUUAGUUUAUGUGUACCAUCAUCAUAUGGAAUUAAACAGUAGAUAAGUUUAUAAAAUAUAAUUUUCAAAAAACAUUUAAAUUCACCCAAUUAUCAAAAGUCCUAGAACUACACUACUUUGUGUAAUCUAAUCUGAAUAAGCAUUUGAUUAUGUCUUUUAUAAAAUCUAUAAGAUUUAUGUGUAUGAUAUUUAAAACAUCUGUAAUUACUCAUUUAUGUAAUGUAGUUUGGAUAAUUAGCAUUCGAGUAUGUCCAUUAUAAAAUCUAUAGGGUUUAUGUGUAUUGUUUGUAAAACAUCUACUUAGUGUAAUGUAGUUUGGAAAUCUGUAGGGUUUAUCUGUAUGAUUUUUAAAACAUCUGCAUCGGAUUUUCAAACAAUCUAAUUUCAACACCCUUAAUAAUAGUCAAAUCAUGGCAAAUCAAAAGAUAACUUCACAUUGGUAGUAACCUUUAAUCCCCUCGGAACCCAAUUUUAACACCCUUAAUAAUCAAAUCAUGGCAAAUCAACUACAGACUGGUAGUACAUGUACCUUUUAAUCCCUCUGAACCCAAAACAUAAAUUUGUUACUUACCCCAUUGAUUUGGAAUUAUAAAAUAUUUAUUCGAAACCAAUGGGUCAGUCCUAUAGUUGCAUUUAUUACUGAAGAGAGAAUGUAAGCAGUCAAAUUACAUGCACCCAGUUUCCUUGAUUUAUGACUGUACAUUGUAUACAUUGACUUAUAUGGUAAAUUAAGAUUACUUCUGUUAUAGAAGUAGAUUGAUACUGCACACAAUGUCUUGCUUGAGAACUUUUAAACUGAAAAUACAUAAAUAUUACCAUGCACUGGUACGUAAAUGUUAUCCUGCACAGACAAGUCCAAUAUUUCUGUCAUCUAGUAUAAGUAAUGUGCAAUUGGCACAAUAAUGGUACGCCAACGGAUCACGCCAUAUCUGUAUUUUAAGUAAUAUUAGUUCAUUUUCAUUUAAUACAUUGGCACAGCAUCCCAAUUCACCAUUUCCCAUCUUAUUUUUAUCGUCAGUUUAUUUAUUUGAUCUGAAUUUCAUAACCAUCAAUAUCAUCAUAGAAUGGUGCCAUCAAUAUUAUCAUAAACUGGUGACAUCAUUACCAUAACAUGGUGACAUCAAUAAGGAAUAGUAACAUAGUCCUAGAACUGGUAACCAUGUGUGCUUGUAAUAUAACAUUAAACUGAGACUGAGUAUGCUGCCUAAAGUCUGUUAUGUUCAUACCACAAUCUAAUCUGAGAUAAAAUACUAAAAGUUAUUAUAUACUUUUAGUUAAGAUGAAGCCACCUUCUAAAAAAAGGAUUGUGUGGUGAUCAAAUAAUUCAAUGGUUUUGGCAAAAGGGCGUAUUUUUUAACUUCAGAGAGAGGAGAGUUGCACUCCUUGACAGUACUUCCCUCCCCCUUCUGAGUCUUAUGGACACAUCUGGUUUUAAUUUUGGUUGGGGAAGUUGAUUUUAUUGGGAGUUUUUUUGUAGAAAAUUAUAUUUUAUAUUGUUCAGAUAUGUAUUUUUUUUUAUAGUUUUCAAAAAUAAUUGUAAACUAAAGUUUUUUGUCUAUUGUUUUAAUAUUAUAGUUAUAUUAUAAUUUAAAAUAUUGAUGCGUCAUUUUAGCACUAUUGGAAUCACUUGCAAACAACAAUAUGGUGAAAGGUGAAUCUCUAAUGGGAAUAUCAGUCCAAAAAUGGUUCAAUUGUGUGUAGUAUUUAUAAAGAUACAUGUAUGUUGAAUUGAAAUUUCAUUGAUCUAGGCUUCUUUGCUAUGUAAUAAGCCUGUCAUCAUUUUGUUACCUGCAAGAAUUUAUUGGUAGACAUGUUUUAAACCGGAUUUCAUCUAAACAUGGACAUAUCUAGCAUUAGUAUUUUGAUUUUUUAAUUGAAUAUUAAAUAUUUCAACCUCAUUACAUUAAGUAAUUUUUACAAACCCACAUAUAAUUUAAGAGUAUUAUCAUCACCCUGUCUGUCACCUCAGUCUGUUGUCUGCAGUCUGCAAUUUGUCUAUCCACACUCUACAGGUCAGGAUUCUUCAUGAAUUGUUAUCAACUUAGUAGGGAUUGUUCAUUGGGUCACAUGCCAGAACACUAUCAGAAUUUUUGGACUACAAAUUGCAUAUUCUCUCCCCUUGACACCAAAACAUGUGAUUGUGAUAGAGGCUACAGUUUUUAACAGAUUCUUUUCAAAUUUGGUUUGAAGUAUUGUGGUCAUGAGAGGAUAAAGCCUAUCGAUAUUCAGCAUUCUGCGACUUUGUGUAAAUGAGUUAUUGCCCUUUGCCGAAAACCUUGUGAACGGGAUAGAAGCUACAGAUUUUAAUGGCUUCUUUUCAAAUUUGAUGGAAAGCUGUGGGGUCACGAGCGAAAUGAAAUGGGGUUUAACGUCAUACCUUUCUGCACUGACUGGGCUCAUGAAGACGGAGGGUCAAGAGAGGACAAACCCUAUAGAUAUCCAGUGUUUUUUGCUAUUCUGUUAAAAGUCCUCCACACCCCCCCACCACAUUGACAAAAAAAACUUAUGAACACCAUAGAGGCUAUAGUUUUGAACGGAUUCUUUUCAAACUAGAUGUGAAGCAUUGUAGUGUAUAUAUUCAUUCUUAUAGGCUGUAUUCAUUAGCCUAGUAGGACAUUAAACCCCAUUUCAUUUCAUUCUUAUAGGAAAUCUAAAAGAUUUUUUUUGUGAGUGGUCAGUCUCACACUGUGCUGUGUUUUAAUAUAAAAAAAGCUAAUGUUAUUCUUGCCAUUCGGUCUAGUGUAGCAGGUAUAGAGUUUUAUUCUUUAGUUAUUAAAGCCUCUUCCAUGUUUUAGGCUUAACUGUUGAUCAUUAGGAAUUUUUUAAAAAAUAUAUCUGUUGACAUUCAAUAAGAUACUACCCAGACUUAACAUUUUUAUUUCUAUAUCAUUUGUCCUUUUUGUAUAUGAGCAUGUUAUUUUUAUACGUCCAAAUUUUCAUGUGGACAUAUUAUGUCGUCGCCCCUGUCCGUCCAUGGGUCUGUGUGUCUUUGGGUCACAAUUUUUAUCCGUUUUUUUUGUUGUUUCUUUUUACGAAACUUAAAAUAUAUGUUUAUAUCCCAAAGAUUACUGUUGAUAUGGGCACAUAUCGGACAGCAAACUUCAUGGAUUAUUGUCAUUGAUAGUACGGAAAAUCACGUUUUUAGCUUGUGUACCCUCCGUGUUGGAGUUAUGCCGCCUGCCCUUUAUGCAAAAUGUGAAAUAUGUACAAAAUUUAUGGACUCUUCCGAUGCAGAUGAAACUUACCAUAAAUGUAAUGUUUUAAAAUUUCUAGCUUUGGACCUUCCAUUUUGGUGUAGGGCUUUUUUUUUUAAUUGAGAUAUAUCUGGUGUGUGGGUGUAUUUCCACACUUAGUGUUAUUGUAUUAAUUCAUUGUAAAUAGCCAAUCAAAUCAUAUAUAGAUAUAUAUUAUAUUUACAUGUAACAUUCCUUUAAUAACUACAUAUAUUUCUUUUUUACUAUUUUUUAUACACUCACAUUGAAAUGUGGUCAUAUAUUGUCAUCACCCCCGUCUGUCAACAUCAACUUGAUCUUGAUAAUAAAAAAAAAAUCUUUCCCAAGUUUGUUAGUGUCUUGUAAAUUCUUCCAUUACCAACAAGAGCAUAAAAUGUGACAUCCUUUAUUAUGGACUACUCAGACAACUUAGCUGCUGUGGCCGUAUGUUUCGUUACCUGGCAACCUACCUUAUUAAUUCAUUGUAAAUAGGUCAAUCAAAUCGUAGAUACAUGUAUGUAUAACAUUCCUUUUAUAAUAAUAAAUAUAUAUAUAUUUCUUUUUUAA